Molecule: messenger RNA, 3025 nt
Organism: Carassius gibelio (silver crucian carp)
Lineage: Eukaryota; Metazoa; Chordata; Actinopteri; Cypriniformes; Cyprinidae
Product: syntaxin-8
Exons: 9
Coding region: 269-928 (219 amino acids)
Biological process (GO): intracellular protein transport; vesicle fusion
Cellular component (GO): SNARE complex; endomembrane system
Molecular function (GO): SNARE binding; SNAP receptor activity
Source: RefSeq, a predicted model, not a curated record
GUCUGACGUCACGCCCAAACAGGAACUGGCACUGCUGGUGAUUGUGCUGUGAGUUUCCACAGAAACGCUUUUUAUAACUGAAAGUGCCUCGAUAUGUCACAGGAUUUGUGGUUUUUACUCGGCGAACAGCUGAUAUAAAUGUUGCCAGGCUGGUUUGCUGGGAUCUGUCACAUGACGUUGUUGAUGCCAAUCUUGUGAUUUAACGCUAAAUUAGUUGAAAACUGGUGGAAACUGUAGCAGGUUACAGAAUUAUGAUGCAGCUUGUCGCAUGGCUCGGGAAAUUGCAGAAAACAUCCAUGAAAGAAACAAACAGCAGAGGACUGGAGGGAAUCCAGCCAAGCUCAACAUGUCCCUGAGAGCAUCAUUACAGAAGCUCAAACAGAAUAUAGCACAGCUCAGGGAGACAUUGAAUCUGAAUUCUGCCCAACGGCGUAUAAUGCAAGCUGAAGCAAACAGAAGACAGACCCUUGUUGAUGACCUCGCUACCAGAGAAGCGAUACUGAACACCUCUUUUAAAGAAGACAUCUCAGAAGCUGAGCCAUCAAGGUCUUGUCUGAUGACUGGGGCAAACGGUUCGAGGCCCGCUGGGAACCCGUGGCUGGUUAAUGAGUCUGAGCAGACCAGAGGACUCCGCUUUGGAGAAAUCAAACACCAACAGCAGCAGAUUAUUGAAGCUCAGGAUGCUGGCCUGGAUGCUCUGGCUGCAGUCAUAAGUAGACAAAAACAGAUGGGUCAGGAGAUUGGCAAUGAGUUAGAAGAACAGAACGAGAUCAUUGAUGACCUUGCUCAGCUUGUGGACAAGACAGACGGCCGCAUCCAAAACGAGACGCACAGAGUCAAGCUGUUAGACACUAAGUCUGCUACCCGUGGAAUGCAGGGGAUGGUUGUUCUUCUCCUCGUCGCUAUCGUUGUCGUGGCUUCUUGGUAGACUUAAUGAAGAGCAAGUUUCUGAAGAGAAGACGGCACAUAUUAGAAAAACCAUCUCUGAGGUGAAAGAGAGAGGUUCUCACAUGCUCCUGUCCCCUUUUCCAUUUAUGAAAAUAAUAAAACCCAUGGCUGGGAAAAAGCCAAGGAAUGGACCACUAUGAAGAACUAAACGUCUAAGCUCCACAGAUAAUGAUCAAAGUUGGAUUUGGAAUGGAAAGGAAAAUAGAAAAGAGUUUUUGAAUAGUAUAAUGAAUAUAACCAUGAGCUCGAGAUGCUCCAAGGGGGGAAAACCUAUUUAAAUUCUUUGUUUGGCAGCGUAUCCAUCUUGUAAACAAGGUCCGAGUCACAAAGCAAGACAUAUACAGUAUAAUGCAAAUAUCUUCUUAACUUCUCUUUCAUUUACAGGUCAGACUCUAUUUUGUAAGUGAGAAGAAAAACUGAAAUGCCUGAGUUUGUAAUGUAACACUUUCCUGUCAAUAGUUUUUAGCCUGAAAAUGUGACUGUUAGAAAUUCUAAGAAAUCUAGUUGGUCAGCUUUUGUCUCAGCUGUUUUGAUGGUAAUAUUUAAAAUAUCACAAAUGUUAGUACUGAUCAUUUCUCACGUUAGGUCAUUUUGUCUUGAACCUUUACUGUAAUUACUGACUUAAAUCUUUUUUUCCAACCAAUUUUUAUAAGAGGGGGGAAAAUGAAAAGGCACACUAGUAAUAUUUUGAGGUUUUAUUCCAAAUGAAUGCUGAAUGUAGUUCUACCAGGUUGGUGUUCAGUAGUUAUCUUCCCCUCUGGACUUUAAUCACAACCAUCUAAACAACCACAAACUGUAAAAAAGAAAAGAAAAAAAGAAAAGAAAAAGACAUAAAAAAUCCACAAUGUCUUGUGUCAUUAAAUAUUUUCUUAUAAUAACCAUAAUAUAUUAGUAUGCACUGUAAAACAAUAUUGCAGACGUCUUGUAUUUGCCACAGCUAAAUUUACAAUUCAUAAUAUGAACAAGAAGCAAUGUAUGUAAGGUCUGCUGGUAAUGUCAAAUACAGGAGCUGUAUUUCCACUGCUGCGAAAAGUCAAAACUGAACAUAAAUUUACAUCACUGGAAUACUAAAAAUAAAAAUGAGUGCGCACUAAGAUACUGAGUGCCAAACAAAAUACAUUUACAUGUGCUGUUACGAAUAUUGUUUGUAACCGGUAAAUACAGCAUAUGUAUAAAUAUCUGGAUGUCAUACAUUGUGUACAUUUGCAAGAAAUAAUCAUUGAGGAAAGAUGAGAAUUACUGCACACGUAAACCGUUCAUCAGAUCUGACUUUUUUCUUUCUUUUUUUUUAUGGUAUCUGAUGUUGAAAUGAUCAGUUCUUGCCGUUUAUUUUCUUAAUGAUCUGUGAAGGACUGACCACACAAGCAAAUGUUAAAUGACCCUCAAAGAUCAGUGGAAAAGCUGUACUUUAGAGAACAUCCGUCUCAUUAGUAAAAAAAUAAGUGUGUGUGUGUGUGUGCGUGCGUGUGUGUGUAUGAGCAGCGUUUCUCACAGUGAAGAGAAUUCUCUAUUGUAUUGAAACAUUACUGUACAUGCAUUCCUACAUUCACAGAUGCUAAAUGGACAUGGAAACGUUUAAGGAGAGAUGCUAACUACUAGUACUAAACUAAAUACUAGUUAAAGGUAAUUCGUACACUUCUAAAUACUGUUUUACACACAAGGAAAAAUACUAACUAUACAAAGCAUUCUGCCAACACUUCCAGGACUUACGAAAAGGCCUGUUUAUAGGGUGGACUCGUCACACUGAAGUUCAGUUUUAACAAAAGGACGUCAUCGUCCAUGUCUGGACUAUAAACAGUUGAAUCAGAGCAUCAAAUAGAGCAAGAACUGCUGUUUGUAUUUAGAGUCAUCUACCUCAAUCAUCAUGUCUUAUACAAAAAUAUACAUGGUGGUUUUAUUCCAAGUUCAAAAAUAAUUGUAAAUGCAUGCUAAUAAUUUUAGGAUUUGUACAAGCAUGCUAUUACAUUUUUAUGGAUCCUAAAUCAGUUUUCACCACUAACGUGUACAGAUUUGAUGUAAAGUGGCAUGAUUCACAACACAUGGAUCAAACAAAAAAAUUAAAAUUAAAUCAACCAAA